AUGACUUCAAACCGGCCGCCACCACCAUCACUCCUGUUUUUCAUAGAAGACAAUCCCACUGCACAACAACCACAGGAACACCAUCAGCAAUCCCUUUUAAAUCCUAAUGCAUCUGCAAAUCGUCCACCAAUAAAAUGUACUACUACUAAUUCUAGAUUUAAUCUGCAAUCACAAUUGCGAUAUGAGUCAAAUGCCCGGCCAAAUCGUUCUUCUCCCUUGUUUACGUCAUCCCCCACUUUUGCCAACUAUAAUAAUAAACCUCCUACCCCCAGUGCCAAUGGCGAUGACAAUGGUAAUAGCGAUAUUGAGGAUAUAUUAAAGUUUCCUAUAGAGUCAUCCCAUGCAUAUUCAUAUGCUCAUUUAUCACCAAACUCUUUAGCAUUGAGAUUAAAUGUGUUGAAGCGAUCUUUGGAAAUUCUAAAGGACCGUCCUGAAUUAUUCAAGUCAUUGACAACUACUAAUAGUGCAACCAAUAGCCCUGUUCAGUCUAGUGCUCCACCUACUGCUACUAGCAUAAACAUCUCAAUUGAUGAAGCAUCCCCACUUUUCCGAUCAGCUUCACAUCCAGUUGAAAUCGAUACUAAUAUGUCAACUGAGGAUUUAUCACUACAACCUCCACCAUUAAGAAAGACAUUAUACAUGCAGACCAAUCAUAGUUCUGAUUAUAUACAUGACGUUUCAGGUGCAUCUUCGUUGUCUGCUAAUGAACACAAGAACUAUAAAUUGCGUUCUAAUGCCUCGUCAGCUGCAUUAGCUGCAUUGUUUAGACCUACUAUGAAAAGAUCAGAUAGUUUGCCAUUAAAUAACAAUACUAGUAUUCCAGUUACAGGACGCAGAGUUUCCACACCUCCAUUAGUACGCGAAUUACCAACGUCGCGGAAAACCUCUUCAAGCAAAAAUAAAAAUGAUGAUUUUAAAGACAUUAUAGAUUUAUUAGAGAACGAUUUGAGUGCAUUAUUAGACAAUUCAGAGGUAGCAACCACAUUACAUGAUUUAUCAUUGUCUACACCUGAUAAUUUGGACGAUACAAACUCUAAUCAUGAUAUACUAAAGCAUAAAUUGUUGCAUGCAUUGGCUAUGCCAUUUAUAGAGAAUUCAGUUCAACCAACUUCACUCUUGGAAUUUGAUGGAACAAGCGAUCCAUCUUUAAACUCCUCGCAUGUGCGUCCUUCAACCACAGCAUUAAACCUACUAAAUAACAAUUAUGAUGAGCCACCUGCAAAAAACAGAUUUAACAACAACAACAAUAAUAAUUUUAAAAACAGUGCUGCUAGUCGACCAUUCCAUUCUUUGUUGACUACUAAGCAUGCACUUCCUCAGUCUGUGUUUACAGUGGAUAAAGAUUUACCAUUUUCAGUCAAAGCAGCAAAUGAUUUAGCAUGUUUAAUGUUUGGUGUCCUGAAAAACACUAUCAAAGCCUUAACUUUAAUGGAUUUAAUUGCUCCACAGUUUCGAGAUUUUGUUUUGAAAAGAAUCACGGGUGUACAAAUCAUGGAAAACAAGAAAAAUAGAGAUAGAAUUUUGUUUGCUGGUGAAAUUGUUGCCAUUGUUAGACCCGGUGACCAAAACUAUUCAUGGACCUCACUAUGGGCUAAACGUAAAGGAAAUUUGAUUAUAUGUAUGUUUGACCAAAUCCCUUGUGAUGCAUUUGACGUUGUGAUACUGAGUGAAAAAGAUGUUAUCGAUUACAAAAUCGAUUCUAUCAAUGAAAUCGCUGGAAGUUUAAUUGAAGAUUAUGGAAUUCAAAAUCUCAGCAGUUUGAAUAGCUUGAGUUAUUCUUUAAAUAAGGAAUUACUUGAGUUCCAUCACAACAACGAAGCGGAACAAGAUGCAAUUGAUGAAACUGACCAAACAAAUCAUACCAAUAACACCAAUCGCGACAGUUUUGAUAUUGACGAGUAUUAUGAUGAAGAUAUUGAAUUGAUUAAUCAAACCAGAUACUAUACAUUGCAAUUGGAAGAUGAAAAUAAUGUUCCAUGUGCAAUAACUUCAACUCCAUUAGAACUGGACCAAGAAAAACACGAGAUUAAGUUGAAAAUUCACACCAUGCCGUACAUUGCUGGUAUUUUUGUUAUUGAUAGUAAUGAAUACAAGAUACUAUCAUGUAACAAUGCCAUUGCUAGAAACUUAUUUGGCAAAUCAUUUGACGAAUUAGAAAACCAUAGUAUAGAUGAAUUGAUACCAAAUUUCACCAAAAUAUUACAUGCUGGUAUUGAAGCCACUUCAAAUUAUGCAUAUCAAUUGUCUCCAGGGUUGGUUUUACCAGAACAUUUUUUCAGAAAAUACGAUGCAUUUAUUAAAAAGCAACAAAAUCCUGAGAAUGACCAAGAAUCUAAGGAAACGAUAUUUUUUAAUUCAAAAGGUAUUGAGGCUGUUCAUCGUGAUGGGAAAGUGGUUUACAUUGAUGUGCAAGUUAGAGUUUCAACGAACAAUACGUUAGUGGUCUGGGUUACAUAUUCCAGAACUAACAAGAACCGAACCAAUAUUUCUGAGGAAUUGGACAAAUUGAGCUCUGCAUCAACGUCUUCUUCGAUUUCUUUGGCUUCUAGUAAUAAAUCGGCAGUUUCCUUAUCUUCAAUUUCAAAACCUCGAACUUAUUCAAGUGGCCUACAACUUAGUGAUUUAAAACAGCAACAACAACCACAGCAUCUGCCGCUGCUGCUGCUGCAAUUUCUUACCAAACCUUCACAGCAACAAUCGGCAAAUCUGUUACAAAAUAUUGGUGGCCAUGAACGGAAACUAACUACAACAUCUACUGUUCCAUCGCAAAUGAAAUUGUUUAAUAAUGAAAAAGAAAAUGAUUUAUUAGAAUUCUCACCUCGUGAGAUUACACGAGCCCUGAGUACAAGAAAACCAAAGAAAGAAACUUCAUUGGGAAUUCCCUUGACUAGAUUGGACAGUUAUAUAUAUGACAAGAAUGGCAGAGAGCAACAAAAUCUACAAAGGAAAGAAGAAAAGAAACCAGCAAAAGAUCUUCAAAAUCCAUCAUCGGAGCCAACAUUAUCAUCUCCAUUGGCUUUGUCUAGUCAAGCCGAUGAUAGUGUGAAAACAGAUUUCAACAUAGUUUUAAAGUAUACCCAGGAAGAAAUAUUAGAGUUAGAGAAUGAGUCAUUAGAACAAAUUAAAUGUCAAUCGUCUCAUUGGCCCAAAGAUGUGGGGACUCAAAGACGAACCAAAAAAUUUUCUGAGUUUAAAGUUCUUAAAGAUAUGGGGGAAGGUGCUUAUGGGAAAGUGGUAUUAGCUCAACAUAAACAAGAUCCACUUUACAAAAUUAUUAUUAAAUGUAUCAACAAGGAAAGGAUUUUAGUUGAUACUUGGGUACGUGAUCGGAAAUUAGGGACAAUACCUAGUGAAAUUCAAAUUAUGGCUUAUUUGAACAGUGAACCUCAUCCAAAUAUUAUGCGAAUUAUUGAUUUUUUUGAAGAUUCCAAAUAUUAUUAUUUAGAAACACCUAUUUUUGGUGAUCCUCCAGCUAUUGAUUUGUUUGACUUUAUUGAAAUCAAAAAAGAUUUGAGUGAAGUUGAAUCCAAAUUUAUUUUUAAACAAAUUGUUUCAUCAAUUUAUCAUUUACACAAAAAUGGAAUUGUUCAUCGAGAUAUUAAAGAUGAGAACAUCAUUGUUGAUGAAAAGGGUGUAAUCAAAUUAAUUGAUUUUGGGUCAGCAGGAUAUGUUAAACAAGGUCCAUUUGAUGUAUUUGUUGGAACAAUUGAUUAUGCUUCACCUGAGGUUUUAGGUGGAGAAAAAUACGAGGGAAAACCUCAAGAUAUUUGGGCAUUGGGAAUUUUGUUAUACACAAUGUUAUAUAAAGAAAACCCAUUUUAUAAUGUUGAUGAAAUUAUGGAAGGGGAUCUAAGAAUUCCCUAUGUUAUUAGCGAAACAAGUUUAACUUUGAUUAAGAAAAUCUUGGUUCGUGAUGUGGAUGAAAGACCCACAAUUACUGAUAUUAUGGAGGAUGAAUGGUUACAGAUCUAA
Messenger RNA from Candida albicans SC5314, 3972 nucleotides. It is a transcript of the gene FUN31, whose product is annotated as serine/threonine protein kinase. The record is from RefSeq and is a predicted model, not a curated record. The coding region runs from base 1 to 3972 and encodes 1323 amino acids. The transcript has a single exon. Gene Ontology annotation, cellular component: cytoplasm; cytosol; nucleus. Gene Ontology annotation, biological process: intracellular signal transduction; negative regulation of glycogen biosynthetic process; protein phosphorylation. Gene Ontology annotation, molecular function: protein serine/threonine kinase activity; ATP binding. NCBI's taxonomy places the organism in Eukaryota, Fungi, Ascomycota, Pichiomycetes, Serinales, Debaryomycetaceae.